GAUAGGGAUUUUCCACAUUUUUUUUACUACUUCAUGAACUUGAUGUCAACUUUUCUUUCAUGGUCAAAUAUGGGGUGAAAUGAAUCAAAUUAUCUUAAGAACUCAUAAAAGUGCAUAUGAACCUGGUGAAGAAAUAUUUGGAGUGGUAUACUUGAACAUUGCUAACCCUACAGCAGGUACUGGAGUUUGUGUCAGAUUUGAAGGUUAUGAACAUUUUAUUUACAAUUCUGGUAUAAGAGAUGAUCCUGAAUAUUUGGUAAAGAAGCAGUAUAUAGAUUGUCCUUUUGACCUUUAUAAAUCUCAAGAUAAUCUUGGUAUUGGUAGUUAUGUUUUCCCCUUCAGAUUCCAGCUGUUGAAUGAUUUACCAGGUUCUUACAAAGCCUCUAGUGCAGGAGGGGACAAAUGGUGGAAGGCCAGAAUACAGUACUGGAUAUCAGCAGAAUUGAUUCAUGCUGAAUCUGUAAAGGUUACCCAAGAUGUUGUAAUAAAUCAAGCUUUGCCUAAUACAGUAAGACCAUCAGGUCCAACUCAGAAUACAAUAGAAACUAUAGAUAUAGCUAAACUUCCAUUGUAUAGUAGGAAAUUAUCUGUGACUGCCAGGUUGUUUGAACAUAUUCAUAUAUCUGGUGGUGUAGCUAGAUUAAGAAUCAUCAUCACAAAUAACACAAAAGUCAAUGUGAAGACAAUAUAUGUCAAAUUAUUUGGUGUUUUUGCCCUUAUGACAAAAGGACAAAAACUGAACCCAGAUGAUCCAUGUGUGACAGAGAUUGAUGAUAAUGUUAUUAUUGAACCUACAGAAAAUCCACAUCUUAUUUGGGAGGCCAUGCCAGUUGAAGGAUGUAAUUCUGAAAUUCUUAAUACGGGUAUUGACAAUGUGCAUGUUCCACUACAGUAUAAAGAUGGCUCACCACUACCUCCUACAGUCAGUAGUAAAUAUCAUAUAAAGUGUACAUAUGAAAUAGAAGUGAUAGUGGAAUUAGAGAAUUUGAAGAGAGCCUCUCUGAUGCUACCUCUUCACUGUGUUAGACACACUCAGGAUGACACGUGGUCUAAAUGGCAGGCUCCACAGUGGGUGUAUGACACAGAAAUACUGACAUCGAGCUCUCGCUUCAGUGUACCAGAAAAUGUGUUAAACGGACCUGCAUUUUCUGGAAUACCAAGAUUUCAACCUUUGAGCUGACAGGAAAAGAUGAUGUAAAAAUCCAUUUAGCAAUUAAUUAAUUUUCCAUAUAUAUGCUGUUAAGCAUCAUUUUCUAUAUUAUUUGAAACAGUUUUUCCUAAAGCCAUUUAUACUGUUUCUCCACUAUUAUCUCUGGUAUGUCAAUCCUGAUGAAUAAAAGACAAAUUAAUGUGAGACUUUCUCUCAUUUCAAGUGUAUUGGCAAAAGAGAGACAACUGCAAACUCUUAUUCUUAAAAACCUUUUUUUUAUUCCAAUAUCAGAGUUGAUAAUUAUAUAAUUGGAAAUGGGAGACAAAGAAAAAUUACAAGCUAAACUUGAUGCUUUAAAUUUAUUUCAAGAGUGCUGUUUUUCAUUUUAGAAGACUUUAAGAUCUUUGGUCUUGAUUGAAAAUUUUGACCUGAUAUUUUUCUGUUCAUUUCAGUGAUUUUCAUUUUUAUGCUAUACACAAUUUUGUUUUCUAAAAGAUAAUAUAUUGUUUCUAAUGCACAAACAAAUUAACUUAUGUAACAUGCUUUUUACUAUCCCAAAAUACUAUAAAUCACGCAAAAAUACAUUUACUUAUUUAAUUAUUUCAAUUCUUAAUUUAUAGCCCUGAUCAAGUUGUCCCUUUUUAGACAAGAAUUAUGUGACUGUGCACAUCAUCAUUAAAAUGUACCUCCGGGUGUGGGAUUUUCUCGCUGUGUUGAAGACCCAUUGGUGGCGUUGGGCUGUUUUCUGCUUUUUGGUCGGAUUGUUGUCUGUUCUCUUCAUUAUAUAAAUAUAGUUUUAACUGCGCUAUUGGGUAGUUUUAUAAACAAAAAACAAGUCAUUUUCUUAAGACUUUGUCAAAAUUUAACCAGGGCCACAUAAAUUUUUAGGUGAUCAUAGAGUCGCAUUGCACUUUGAAUUCAUAGCUAAACAGUUUUAUUAUACCCCCUCUUUAAAAAAGGUGGGGUAUACUGUUUUACUUCUGUCUGUCCUUCCGUCAGUCAAUCUGUCAGUCCGUCAGUCCAUCCGUCCGUCCCAUGAAUAUUUUUGUCGCAUUUUUCUCAGGAACUACUUGACAAGGAUUUCUGAAAUUUGGUUUCAGGGUUUAUAUAAGUAAGUUACACCGUGUGAUGCGUUUUCAGAUUCAUCACUCAACAACUUCCUGUUUACCGAAAUAUUUCGGCAGGGGUAUCAUCAGUGAGCAGUAGCUCACAGUUUUACUUGUUUUUAUUGUUUCUUGUCAGAGGUGGUGAAGUUUCUGUUUUAUAAUAAUAUUUACAAACAUUUGAGCAUGCUCAUUUUGUACCAUUGUGAUUUAAGCACCUAAAUAUCAAUUUUUCAUAAUUAAGACACACUAAAGGGAGAUAUCAAAUUAAUCUAAAACUGAUUGCAACCUUUGUAAGGUUUGUGGCACAAGCUUUAGUUUACAAGGAGACAACAGUAUACUAGUGUUUCCUGCAGCUUUUGAAAAGGGCAGGGUAAUUUUGUUCUCAGAGGGCACUCUUAGCGCGAUUGGCUACACUUUAAGGGCACCCUUUGCGCGGUGGACUACACUUUUAGGGUACUCUUUACAUAGAAAUAAAGGCACUGUAAUUCAUAUUUAUUGGUAAGAAAUAAAGAUAUGUAUAUUAGAUUGUUAAUUUAAUUCCUUUUUUGUAAUAAAAUUAUCACUUCUAGACUCAGCUAAUAGAAUCUUGAUCAUGUUCAUUGUGCAACUGUCUCAUUUCAAUCAAUAACUCCAGUUAUAAACUUGAAUAUUGGAUCACUGAGACUGAUUGUCUAAAGAUGUGUUGUGAAAGUGGACUUUGCAUGACCAAGAGCAUACCCAGUAGUCCUGCUUCAAUUUUAAAUAAAUUUUGUUAUUAAAUAGCAAUAAUAGUUAAUAUAUUUUUGAUACAGAUCAUAAAGUUGGUGCACAAUAAUAUAUAAUAUUGCACUUGUGCAAAUAAUGCAUCACAUCAUUGUCACAAAAGCAUUUUUAAAUUUUUUUUUAAAGCUAUGCUUUACAAUACAAGGGUUAUUGCAUGCAAAUUGGUGAAUAUUAUCCAUCUUAAAAUAAAUAUUGCACUCCCACUCUUGCACUAUAAAAAUCUAAUCAAGACAAGAUUCACGAACUAUCAUGCAAUAACCCUAUAUUAUUAGUAUUCAUCUGCUGUUAAAAUUUUAAUAGAAGAAGGGUCAGCCACUGUUGAAUUUUCUUUAUUCAGAGGGUCUGAGUCAAGAUCCUACCUUUCC
Molecule: messenger RNA, 3383 nt
Organism: Mytilus californianus (California mussel)
Lineage: Eukaryota; Metazoa; Mollusca; Bivalvia; Mytilida; Mytilidae
Exons: 12
Coding region: 80-1180 (366 amino acids)
Biological process (GO): protein transport
Cellular component (GO): cytoplasm
Source: RefSeq, a predicted model, not a curated record